This is a messenger RNA of Capra hircus (goat), 1224 nucleotides long. RefSeq names its product LSM8 homolog, U6 small nuclear RNA associated (gene LSM8). Gene Ontology annotation, biological process: mRNA splicing, via spliceosome. Bases 110 to 400 code for a protein of 96 amino acids. The record is from RefSeq and is a predicted model, not a curated record. NCBI's taxonomy places the organism in Eukaryota, Metazoa, Chordata, Mammalia, Artiodactyla, Bovidae. Gene Ontology annotation, molecular function: RNA binding. The transcript is spliced from 4 exons. Gene Ontology annotation, cellular component: precatalytic spliceosome; U4/U6 x U5 tri-snRNP complex; U6 snRNP.
CGGUAUUUGCUGCCGCCAGUCGGCGAGAGAGGCUGCUGUUGCCUGGCGGUCCUUUCUAGCUCAUCUGGUCGCCGGGGCUCUUGUGUUUCCAGUUGCCAGGUCGCGUAUCAUGACGUCCGCCUUGGAGAACUACAUCAACCGAACUGUUGCUGUCAUUACUUCUGAUGGGAGAAUGAUUGUGGGAACACUGAAAGGUUUUGACCAGACCAUUAAUUUGAUACUGGAUGAAAGCCAUGAACGAGUGUUCAGCUCUUCACAGGGAGUAGAACAAGUGGUACUAGGGUUAUACAUCGUAAGAGGUGACAAUGUUGCAGUCAUUGGAGAAAUUGACGAAGAGACAGAUUCUGCACUUGAUUUGGGGAAUAUUCGAGCAGAACCUUUGAACUCUGUAGCACACUGAGGAAAAAUUACAUAUAUCAGACAGCUGUAAAUCUUUGUACAGAAACUGAUUAUUCUGAGACUGAUGGUCAGAAUUUUUAGGAAUGUGUAAUUGUGGAUUUUGACUCUAUGCUGAUUCAUUGUAAUAUGAUAUGUAAAUUAAAAUAUUUCUACAUUUUCUUGAAAAAAAAACUCUUUUUUGACCUAAAUAAUACACUUGGUAGCUUGGUUUUAUUUUUCUAUUAAAUAUUAAUAGUAAAGAAAUCCAAUGAUUAUUUUGAGAACUUUUAGAAAAGAUAUUAUACUAUUUUAAUAUUUAUGGAAAACUAGUUGAAAAGAGAAAUUCAUGUACUAUAUAAAUUAAACUUACAAAUCAAUAGUGCAGGAUACAUGUUUUUUUCCCUGAUUUUUUAAGUCAUGGUAAGGUAAAUCUUGUCUUGUGCAGCUGUCUGAACCAUCCCCAUUUAUCACACUGCCCUGCUGGUUGCUCUGUAGCACUUUAGAAAUGUGGGUAAAAGUGUAUUUGGUUGAGAAAAGGAAAAAUGUUAACACAGUUAUGUAUAUUACCUGACAAAAAUUUAUUCCAUAUAGUCUUAAAAAACAUCUUACCUUUUAAGAAUUGGGGAAUUUCUAGUAUUAAAGGAAUUUUUUUUGUUAUUUAUAAAUGCUAGUAAAUAUAUUUUGAGGCAGUGCUUGCUAUUACUGUCAACAGCUUUUUUCAUGACUUCCUAGUUCCAUAAACCUAUUUAAAAAAGAUGUAAACAUCUUUUCUUCGAGCUUGUCAGGCCUAUUCUUUGGUUGAUUCUUGGAGUGAGUCAGUUAAGUAGAUAAAUGUUCCUUCUUUGC